AUGCCUUUAGCCGUCGACUUAUUGCACCCUUCUGCCGAAAAACAGAAGCGUUCGCACAAAUUGAAAAGGUUGGUUCAGCAUCCGAACAGUUACUUUAUGGACGUGAAAUGUCCUGGUUGCUAUGCCAUUUCGACGAUUUUCUCGCACGCCCAAUCCGCCGUUCCUUGCAAAGGAUGCUCGACAAUCCUUUGCACGUCGACCGGAGGCAAAGCGAGGCUCACAGAAGGUUGCAGUUUCAGACGUAAACAACAUUAA
This is a messenger RNA of Phyllotreta striolata, 255 nucleotides long. Lineage: Eukaryota; Metazoa; Arthropoda; Insecta; Coleoptera; Chrysomelidae. The record is from the annotation of a GenBank genome assembly.